Hydra vulgaris (swiftwater hydra) is the source of this 4472-nucleotide messenger RNA. RefSeq names its product 52 kDa repressor of the inhibitor of the protein kinase-like. The record is from RefSeq and is a predicted model, not a curated record. Gene Ontology annotation, molecular function: protein dimerization activity. NCBI's taxonomy places the organism in Eukaryota, Metazoa, Cnidaria, Hydrozoa, Anthoathecata, Hydridae.
CGUUGAUAAACUACGUCACGCUAAAUUUAAAUUUUAAAAACGCUGUAAACAUCCGCUAUAUUAUUUCAAAAUUCUCUGCAAUAGAGAGUCAAUAAUACUUAUAAACUCUGCGUGACGUACUUUAUGGAUAACCCUUAUCGGGUUAUGGCCAUAGAGAUAAAAUUUAACGGCAGCCAACUUAGCUUUGGGUUUCUUUGCUAGCGUAAUAUUCCUCAAAAUUUCAUUACGUCUGCCGUAAUUUACGUAAUUUGGCCAUAGAGAUUCCUGCCAUGGCCACAACGGCUCCUAUUAUACGUUACCGACCUUUUAUUCAAUCGAUAAAUGCUAUCAAAUAAAUAAUAAAAUAUAGAUCUUUCAACCGUGAAAAUUAAACUUGGCCACACAGUUGGUUUUGACGUGUCCGAUUUAGAAAAAUGUUCUCUUAUAUAGUAGCUAACUAAUUUGGGUUUUUUAUUCGUUACCGUAACAUUUUCAUUAAAAUCGUCUUUAGAAACUUAAAUAGCGUGACUUUAAUAACUUGAUUUUUUAAAAUUUAUAUAAUAUGAAUCCAUAUUUAACUGAAGAACUAGUUGCUUGUGCAAUAGAAACAAAGCAUAGGCCUAAUGUCUUAAAUUACAAAACUAGACUCAUUAAAGAGCUUUCGGAAAUAAAUUUAAUGUUUCCAAGAAUACACGAUUCUUACCAAUUUAACACAGAUAUGAUGGAUUUUGUACCCUUAAGUAAAAAAAAUCUUGGUUAUUCAGCAUUGAGAUCUACUGAAGAUGGAAAUUGUCUUUAUAGUUCAGUAUCUUUGAUUUUAAAUGACAAUAAUCAUACUUCAAAAAUUCUAAGAUUACUGACAUCAAUUGAGUUAUUUGAAAACAUAAAUUUUUACACAAGGUAUGAUUAUUUUUGUAGUUAUUUUAAUCAACAUAGAUCUGAAUAUUCUCAGCUUUCUAAUUUGUUUUUUAUUGCUGUUUCGUUUAAAUGCUCUGACAGUUUUUCAACAAUUAAUGAUAAUAUGAUUUCUGAACUUCUGUUAAAAGAAGCGUAUUUAAAUUGCUUUGAUAAAACAUUUUCAUCUUUCAUUUGUCUAAUAGCAUUAUCUAAUGUUAUAAAGCAACCUAUUGAAUCUAUUUAUCCUGAAAUCGGUUUUAAAAAGUAUCAUAGUUUUUUUAAUACUCUUAUAAAGCCUCGCAUCCAAAAAUUAAAUUGUCCAAUAAAUAUUUUGUGGUGCAAUUUAGAUAAAACAAAAAACCAAAGUAUUUUAUGUUUUAAGCCAAAUCAUUUUGUGGCACUGGUUAAAGAUCUUUCUAAAAAACGUCCAGCUGUUGUUAUGAGUGAUCCAAGUUUACUUAGCAUCAAAAAAAUAAAAGUUUCUAAGUCUAGUUUUCCACCUACAGAUAACAAAAUACAGAAACCAAUUCAGUCUAAAUUAUUUUUCCCUACUGUUUCUAAAAACACUUCAGAUAUAGAUAAGUCUAGUUUUUGUAAUAAAAUAGUAAAAACUGAAGUAGUUAUCUCAAAAAACGCCAACAACAAUGAUAAAAAGCAAAUGAAUCUUGAAUCUAAUGUUCCACAAAAGGAAAGCAAUAUUGUUGACAUUAGUUUAUUAAAUACAAAUCAGUUAGCAUCUUAUUCAAACUAUGAUGUUUCAUCAUACUGUCUACAAGGUGAAAAAUUAAAAUCAGGAACAAAUGAUCAUGAACUUUUAUCUCUAAUUAAUAAUGUCUGGGUUCCGGAUAAAUGUUUCCAAUUCCCUUUAACAGGUAAAAGCAGAAAAAGACGUUUUUUGCUAAAAUGGCUAGAUGAUUUUUCUUGGCUUUGUUACUCUAAAAUUGAAGAUGGUGCAUAUUGUCUUCCAUGUACACUUUUUGGUACAAAUUUACCAAACAAAUAUGCAUUAUGUAAAUUGUUUAAAGAACCAUUUAAUACCUGGCGUAAUGCUGUAAAAGUUUUCAACGAUCAUGAGAAAACUGUUGACGGAUUACACAUCAAGUCCAUGCAUUGUUAUAAUAUGCUUUUAUCUAGAGCUAAAAAUAAUACUUUUCCUAUUGAAGUUUCUUUAGAUAGUUCUAGGAAACAGCGUAUAGAAGAAAACAAAAAAAAGCUUGAAUCAAUUGUUAAGACUAUAAUAUUUUUAGGUCGAAGUGAUAUGCCUCUACGAGGUCAUAGAGACGAUAGAAAAUAUCAAGGAGAAAUUGGAGAAUCUUCAAAAAAUACAGGGCUAGGUAAUUUCAUUGAGCUUUUAAAUUUUAGGGUUGAUGCAGGUGAUUUAAUUUUAAAGGAGCAUCUUCUCUCUGCCCCCAAAAAUUCCACAUAUAUUUCAAAGACCAUUCAAAACGAGUUAAUUGAGUGUUGUGGAAAUGCAAUUGAAGAAGUUUUAUUAAAUGAUAUUAAAAAAAGUAAGUACUUUUCCAUUAUUGCAGACGAGGCUUCAGACUGUGCAACAAUAGAACAACUUUCUAUUGUCAUACGUUAUGUUGACUUGAACAGUAAUAUUAAGGAAGUUUUUUUACGCUUUUUUGAAUGUAAAACAGGUACAAGUGGUUUAAGCAUAGCUACCAAUAUUCUUGAAACUUUAAAAGAAUUUGGUUUAGAAAUAAGAAAAUGCAGAGGCCAGUCUUAUGACGGAGCUGCUUCAAUGUCAGGUGAAUACAAAGGUGUUUCAUCUGUUAUAAAAAAUGUUAAUCCUAAGGCAUUAUUUGUCCACUGUGCCUCACAUAAACUUAGUUUAGUUGUUGGGAAGAGUUGCCAAAUCCAGCAAGUAAAAAAUUUGCUUGAGCAAGUUAAAGACAUAACUUAUUUUUUUAACUUUUCUCCAAAAAGAAGUAAUUGCUUAAAGAAAUACCUUCUUCCUGGUCAAGCAAAACUUAUUGACACAUGUCGAACUCGGUGGGUACAAAAGCUUCGUGGACUUGAUGUGUUUUUCGAUAAUUAUUCUGCAGUUUUUUCUGCUUUUGAAGAAAUGGAAGACAAUAAUUUAAAAGAGUACAAUAAAGAAACAUCUUCAAAAGCAUCUUCUUUUAUGAAGUUAUUGACAAAUUUUUCUUUUAUAGUUUCUUUAGUUUUAACUAAACAACUAAUGGAUUACUUUUAUGGAAUUUCUGUUACUCUUCAAACUAAAUCUUUUGAUAUUUCCCAGCAACUGGAUGAAAUUCAGAAUUUGACUAAUCGUUUAAGAGAAAUGCAAAGAAAUGCUGAUGCUUACCAUAAUAAAUGGUAUAAAAUUGCUCUUGCAUUGGCUAAAACAUUUGAUAUUGAUGAAAAAAAACCUAGAACAUGUGGUGUUCAGAAGCAUAGAGAUAAUCAAAUAUGUGAUACUGUAUCUGAUUAUUUUAAAGUUUCUAUUACAUUGCCUCUUCUCAAUCACCUUCUCAAUGAACUAGAAAAUAGGUUUGAUAUUGAGAGCUUAAUUGUUUAUAAUGGUCUAUGUGCUAUUCCUGCUAGUUUAACAAAGCAAUAUUUUAGAUCUUGUCCAUGGAAAGAAAAAUUCCUAAUUUUUUUGAAUUUUUAUAAAUCUGAUCUUCCUCAUUUCUCAUCAAUUAAUGCUGAAUUAGAGUUAUGGGAGGAAUUUUGGAAAGAAAAGACAGAAUUACCAUCUACUAUUUCAGAUACAUUAAAGUUUAUGGAUAUGAGAGGCUUUCCAAACAUUUUAGAGGCUUUUCAUAUACUUGCUACAAUACCAAUCACAACUUGUGAGUGUGAAAGGUCAAUAUCUACUCUUAGGAGAAUAAAAACUUACACUAGGAGUACUAUGUCAGAAAAUAGAUUGAAUGGGCUUGCUUUAAUGUCUAUUCAUCAGGAAAUAGUUCCUGAUAUUAACAGAGUUAUUGAAAUAUUUGCAUCCAAAGGAGAUAGAAAAUUAGAGUUUUUAUUCAAAUAAAAGUUUUGAAGUUAUGUUUAAAGUAUUAACUAUUGUUUUAAAAGUAUCUCUUAAAUAUAAAUAAUUUUUCAAAAGCAAAAUAUUUCUACUCAUUGUUUUAAACAUGUAAAUUGUGAAAAUCAUUUUUCAUUAGCAAAUUAUUAUUAUUCAUUGUUUUAUAUAAACGGUGAAACUCAAUACUUCAUUUGCUAUUUCAAUUAAUUCCUAAUGUUGAGAGCGUUUUCAGGUGAUUUAGGUUGUUACUUUUUUAGUUGUUACUUUAUUUGUUGUAUUAUAUUUUUUCUUGUUUAUUUAUUUAUUAAAAAAUAAAAGUAAAAAAAAUUAUAAAAAUAUUUAAAAUAUUUGUGCAUAACUGCCUAUCAAAAAAAAAAAAAAAAAAAAAGAAUCCAGAAAUGGAGGGCUAACCUUAAAUAAGAUUACUAAUACUUAAGUUAAACUGUUUAUUAAGAAAAGGAAAUAAUCCAUAAAUAGAGCAGUAACUUUAGGAAACAUUAAUAAUAAUUAACUUAAAUUGACUAUCAAAAAAAGGGAAGAACCAGAAAUGGAGGGCUAACCUUAGGCAACAUUACUAAUACUUUACUUAAUCUGCCUAUCAAGAAAAGGAAAG